AUGAAUAAUACCCUUGAAAAUGAUACGAUUAAUGAAAAAAAUAACGGUGAUGAUUUGAUUGAUUUAAAUGAUGAAAUAACUUAUAAUGAUUUCCAUGAAAAUGAAUUUGGUAGUUUUACAUCAAAUCCAAUUGAACGAGUAAAAGAAUUAGAAAAUAAUUAUGAAAUUUUAAAUGAUUCAUUAAUGGCAUUAAGUACACAAUUUGCUCAAAUACAAUAUAGAAUUAAACAAAUGGAAAAAACAACAGAUCCAAAUGAUCAAAAUAGAAUAAUUGAAGAAAUAAAAAAAAUUGCAUUUGAUGGAUGUACAAGUAAUGAUGAAGUUAAAGAAAUAAAAGAUGUUUUAUCAUCACAUGAAAAUGUUUCUAAUAAAGAAAUAGUUGAAAAUUGUAAAAAACAUCAAAAUAUAUUAAUAGAAAAAUUACGUAAUCAAUUAUCUGAUUUAGAAAAAUUUGCAUAUGAAACAGGAUCAGGUGAAUUACCAUCAACAGAAGUAAUGAAUAGGCAAAGAAUUGUAUUAGAAAAAUUAACAGAAAAAUUACAAUUAAAUUUAGAUAUUGAAAAAAUAAAAGAUAAUCAAAUGUUUGAGAGAGUAGAUGAUGCAUUACAAAAUGUUAUAUGUCCAAUUGUUGAACAAGAAAAGUUAGUAGAACAAUUGACAACACAAAUUGUUGAUUUAGAAAGAUUUGUAAAUUUUUUACAAAUUGAAAAAGAAGCUAAUUUAAAUAAAGAAAAAUCAUUAAAUAAUGAAUAUGAUAAUUGUCAACCAAAUAAUGAAUAUUAUAAUAAUUCUUAUAAAGCAUUUACUUCAACACCAAUGCAAAAUAUUAAUACAAAUAAGGGAGGAAGUACUUUUUCUAGUUUUUUAAAUUUUGGAAGUGGAAAAAAAUUUGGAAAAAAUGAAUUAAAAAAUACCAUUAAAGGUAAUCAUUAUGGUGAUGUUCGCGCAAAAAUGGAAGUAGUUGUAGCAUCGUUAAAAGAAUUAAUGGAAGAACAUUGUAUAUUAUUUCUAGAGCAAGUAGAUGAACCUACUUCAAAUAUAACAAAUAAUAAAUUUACUUUUGGAUCUAUAGAUUUGGAUGAUGAUGUUUUUUUAAGUAGUAAUCCAAUAUCUCCUAAUAAUAUAAAUACACCUAGUAUUUGUUCUGAUGAUAUACCAGAAAUGUUUGAUAAAAAUGAUAGUAAAAUAGUAUUGAUGGUAAGGAGAGAAUUUUGUGUAGCAUUAAAAGAUUUAUUAAUGCAUGGUGUUAAAAGUAUACCAUCAAAACCAAGUGAUUCAAAAGGUAUAUUUAUGUCAACAAUAACAGGAACACUUAAUACAAUUGGAUGUAGUUCAAGAAGAAAUCACCAAUAUUCUAGAGUAUCAACUAGUGAAAUAAAAGAUUCAAAUGAAAUGAAAAUUAAAAAAAUUAAUCAUAUUUGGGAUGUUAUUAUGUUUUAUUUUUAUUCUAAGCAUGCACACAUUUUAGAAGAUAUACAGGUUAGAAAAUUGUCUCAAAGUUUUAAUUUAGAGAAUGUUUCCGGAAAAACUGUUACAUCAAAACAGUUAUUAUUAACAACAAUUGAAAAUAUUAUAACAUCACAUACACGUUUAAAACGAUCUCCUGAUUCAAUGUGGAAAGCAUUUGUAUGUGCAUCUUUAAAUAAAAAAAUACUUCCAGCAUGGAUACGUAUGAUAUUUAGAACACGUGUUGUGGUAGAAUGUUGUUAUUAUAGUUGGAGUUAUAUAGCAAGAACAGGAUGUGAAGAUAUAUAUACAUUACUAGAAUCUUUACAUAAAUUUAAAUUUCAUUUACCAGUUGAUUUAGCAGUACGACCAUUUAAUCAGUUAAUGGAUGCAUUUUAA
Strongyloides ratti is the source of this 1845-nucleotide messenger RNA. RefSeq names its product RUN domain-containing protein. Bases 1 to 1845 code for a protein of 614 amino acids. The transcript is spliced from 4 exons. Lineage: Eukaryota; Metazoa; Nematoda; Chromadorea; Rhabditida; Strongyloididae. The record is from RefSeq and is a predicted model, not a curated record.